Messenger RNA from Elaeis guineensis (African oil palm), 498 nucleotides. Lineage: Eukaryota; Viridiplantae; Streptophyta; Magnoliopsida; Arecales; Arecaceae. The record is from RefSeq and is a predicted model, not a curated record.
AUGGAGGCCGGUGAUGGGCUGGCAGAGACCGGCGGUGGUGUAACUGGGCCUGGCGGAUGCCCAAGAGGCAGCGGAAAGAGAAGCCCUUCAGUUUCUUUGGCAAUUAUCUACAUGAUGGCUGUAUACUACUUCGCCAUCCUCUCCUUCGCCCAACCCCAUCUCAAUUCCCAGCUUCCAACCAACAAUGGUUAUGAAGGUGGGAGCAGUAGAAAGCCAUGGCCUUGCUGCAAUAGGUGCGGUGGGUGCACCAGGUCCAUCCCGCCGGAAUGCCAGUGCUGGGAUCUCACCAGGGCCUGCCAUCCCCUGUGCAACGAAUGCGUUCGAUCACCACUUAGCGUCGAGCCACCCCUCUACCAGUGCAUGGACCGCAUCGCCGACUACUGCAAGAUCCCAUGCAAGUUGCCGCCGAGAAGCUAUUUGCGAUGACCAAUGCGUUGUUGCUUUGUUUUAAUUUCUGAUCGUUUGAUCCAUUUGAUGUCUUGAAUUAACGAAAAUUUG